Vitrella brassicaformis is the source of this 1156-nucleotide messenger RNA. Lineage: Eukaryota; Vitrellaceae. The record is from the annotation of a GenBank genome assembly.
CUACACUGCCUUGGCUACUUGGAGGUGAAGGGGAAAGGCGCAGUAGAGACGAGGUCCUGCACCAUCAGGCCCAUGAUGCCGAUCAUCGCCAGGCGGCCGUUGUUGAUCUCGCGAGACUGAUAACCCUUCAUCUGCUCGGGGUCCUCAGGGCCCUUCCACCAGAAGCCAGGGCCGACAUCGAUUCCCUGCGCACAAAACACCAACCAAUGCGGUCCCGCGGUGGGAUGAAUCCGGCUGGCUGUGUGGGCUGUCCUGCCCCUGUCGUACGUAUUUCGAAUCGACGGGGAAGACGAUGUUGUCGAGGAAGGCGAUGAAGAACAUCAGCUGCGCGAUACCGGCGGCCGAGAUGGCCCUGACGGCGUCAAUGCCUGUAACCAAUGAAUGUCGACAGGCACACAACCCACACGGACCAUGAAUGUGAACCCGGAGGCAUGCGGCAGCCUUACUGACUGACUGACUGACUGACUUACCAGGUGGGAUGUCGGCGAACUUGAGCUCGGGGUUGGUGGCGAGCCAGCCGUCGAAUUUGAAGAAGUAGGGGACUGCGUAGCCGAUCAUGGCGAGCAUAGCAACACGCCCGUGCUUGAGCUCAGCCCGGCGGUAGAAAUUGAAGGUCUGACAAGGACAAGCAUGCAGCCAGCCAUGCCUUCACCCCGCCGCGGCACCCAUAGUUCACGGAUGCGUACCUCCUCGUCCUUGGCGAGGCCAAUAGGGUCCCAGUAGCCCAGGGGCGCGGUGAUGCCCGCAUCGUCCUGCAACAACACACCGGGAAGGCGAGUAUCAUGACAAGAUCUGCGCACACAGUGCUCACUCACGAGUCGCUUACCCGUGCGAACGCCGGGACGUCUUCGGCGACCAUCUGAGGUGCGGUGCGGGGCGCAACUGUCUUGGUCAGCCUGACACGCAUGACAUGACCGCAGUAUGAAAAGCACCAAUGACGCAGACAGACAUGUGUCCGCCUCAGGAGUCCGCUCUGAUCCGCGCUGCUGAGCUGAACUGUGUCUGAGUGAAUGACGGUCUGCCUGCCUUUGGUCUUACCCUCUCAGAGGAGUGGUGGGCGGCACAAAGGCCUCAUGGGCCGAUGCGGCGACGAUGAGCAGGGCGGCGCACACCACAGACUGCAUGGCUGCUGACGAUUAUGGAAGAGAGAGGGCUG